AUGGACGCUGAAAUCAAGCAUAGGAACUCGGACAAGACGUUCAAGUUUGUCACUCCCCCAGCAGACUCGUCUAUUGAAGUGUUGAAUGAUUUUUACUGGACAGAUACUGAUGAGCCACAUGUGGCCAGGAGAAAGAUGAUUCUUCAAAAGUAUCCUGAGGUUACGAAAUUGACGGGCCACGAGCCCAAGACCAAGUGGUAUGUUAUGGGGGUGGUGUUGUUACAGCUUGGGAUUGCCUACUACCUUAGACACACGCCGGUUUUUUCAUGGAAGUUUUUGACGUUGGCGUAUGUUAUUGGAGCCACAGCCAACCAGGCGAUUUUCCUUGCCAUUCACGAGUUGUCCCACAACUUGUUGUUUAGAAAGCCGUUGCACAAUAAAUUGUUUGCUGUGUUUGCCAAUAUUCCUAUUGGGGUGCCAUACUCGGCCUCGUUCCAGCCAUACCACCAGUUGCACCACAAGUUUCUUGGUGACAUGUACUUGGAUACUGAUUUGCCUACUGAAUAUGAAGGGAGGUUUUUGUCGAGCAUGCCUGGCAAGUUGUUUUUUGCGAUAUUCCAGAUUUUCUUUUAUGCGUUGAGACCGAUGUUUAUUACUCAGAUCAAGUUUACGUAUGUGCAUUUAGUGAAUGUUGUGUUCCAGCUUAUUUUUGAUCAUGUUAUGGUGACAUGCUGGGGGUGGAAGGCGUUGGGGUACUUUAUUGUGAGCACGUUUUUGGCGGGGUCGUUGCACCCAUGUGCUGGCCACUUUAUUGCUGAGCAUUAUGUGUUGAAUGAGAAUAAUGUGCCACGCCACCAAAAGAUUGGCGGGACAAACAUUUCGAAAGAGUUGUUGCCGGCCGAGACCUACUCGUACUAUGGGACGUUGAACAUGCUUACAUGGAAUGUUGGGUACCACAAUGAGCACCAUGAUUUUCCAUACAUUGCGUGGACGAGGUUGCCAGAGUUGAGGCGAAUUGCUGCAGAGUUUUACGAUCCGUUGCCACAGGUUACGUCGUGGUGUGGAGUUAUCUGGUGGUUUAUAUUCAAUGAUGUGAAUACGGUAUGGAAUAGAGUUAAGCGUGAAGGUAAAGAGAAACACGGAUAUAGAAUUAAUAGGUUAGACGAGAACUAA
Molecule: messenger RNA, 1113 nt
Organism: Candida albicans SC5314
Lineage: Eukaryota; Fungi; Ascomycota; Pichiomycetes; Serinales; Debaryomycetaceae
Gene: DES1
Product: Des1p
Exons: 1
Coding region: 1-1113 (370 amino acids)
Biological process (GO): ceramide biosynthetic process
Cellular component (GO): membrane
Molecular function (GO): sphingolipid delta-4 desaturase activity
Source: RefSeq, a predicted model, not a curated record